This is a messenger RNA of Dipodomys ordii (Ord's kangaroo rat), 1607 nucleotides long. RefSeq names its product carbohydrate (chondroitin 6) sulfotransferase 3 (gene Chst3). Gene Ontology annotation, biological process: N-acetylglucosamine metabolic process; carbohydrate metabolic process. The transcript is spliced from 2 exons. The record is from RefSeq and is a predicted model, not a curated record. NCBI's taxonomy places the organism in Eukaryota, Metazoa, Chordata, Mammalia, Rodentia, Heteromyidae. Bases 79 to 1539 code for a protein of 486 amino acids. Gene Ontology annotation, cellular component: Golgi membrane. Gene Ontology annotation, molecular function: N-acetylglucosamine 6-O-sulfotransferase activity; chondroitin 6-sulfotransferase activity.
GGUGUCUCCCACCUGAAGACCACAAGCAAGAUCCUGAGUGAUGCCCCUAAGCUGAGUGCCCGUGGCCCAAAGAGCCCCAUGACUCCCUCUUUCCCCAUGGAGAAAAGUUUCACUUUGCCCCAGGACUGCCGGGACUUCCUGCACGGUCUGAGGAUGAGGAGCAAAUAUGCUCUGUUUUUGGCAUUUGUGGUGAUAGUUUUUGUCUUCAUUGAAAAGGAAAAUAAAAUCAUAUCGAGGGUUGCGAACACACUGAAGCAGAUCCCCCAAGCCCUGGCAGAUGCCAACAGCACCGACCCAGCCCUGACCUUGGCUGAGAACGCAUCCCUGCUGUCACUGAGCGAGCUGGAUUCCGCCUUCGCCCAGCUGCGGAGCCGCCUGCACAACCUCAGCCUGCAGCUGGGUGUGGAGCCAGCCGAAGAGGAGGCCACAGGGGAGAAAGAAGAGGAAGAGGAGGAGGAGGAGGAGCGGUCCCCGUCUGCCAGGGCUGGGAAUCGACGCCACGUGCUCCUCAUGGCCUCCACCCGCACGGGCUCCUCAUUUGUGGGCGAGUUCUUUAAUCAGCAGGGCAACAUUUUCUACCUCUUCGAGCCGCUGUGGCACAUCGAACGCACGGUGUCCUUCGAGCCGGGCGGUGCCAGCGCGGCGGGCUCGGCGCUGGUGUACCGCGAUGUGCUCAAACAGCUGUUCCUGUGCGACCUGUACGUGCUGGAGCACUUCAUCAGCCCCCUGCCCGAGGACCACCUGACCCAGUUUAUGUUCCGCCGGGGCUCCAGCCGGUCCCUGUGCGAGGACCCCGUGUGCACACCCUUCGUCAAGAAGGUCUUCGAGAAGUAUCACUGCAAGAACCGGCGCUGCGGGCCCCUGAAUGUCACGCUGGCCGCCGAGGCGUGUCGCCGCAAGGAGCACAUGGCCCUCAAGGCUGUGCGCAUCCGACAGCUGGAAUUCCUGCAGCCUCUGGCCGAGGACCCCAGGCUGGACCUGCGCAUCAUCCAGUUGGUGCGUGACCCCCGGGCCGUGCUGGCCUCACGCAUAGUGGCCUUUGCAGGCAAGUAUGAGACCUGGAAGAAGUGGCUCACCGACGGGCAGGAUGAUCGGCUGCGAGAAGACGAGGUGCAACGGCUGCGGGGCAACUGUGAGAGCAUCCGGCUGUCCGCCGAGCUGGGACUGCAGCAACCCGCCUGGCUGCGCGGCCGCUACAUGCUGGUGCGCUACGAGGACGUGGCGCGCCGGCCUCUGCAGAAGGCGCGGGAGAUGUACCGCUUCGCAGGCAUCCCCCUGACCCCGCAGGUGGAGGACUGGAUCCAGAAGAACACCCAGGCGGCCCGCGACAGCAGCGACGUCUAUUCCACGCAGAAGAACUCCUCGGAGCAAUUCGAGAAGUGGCGCUUCAGCAUGCCCUUCAAGCUGGCCCAGGUGGUGCAGGCCGCCUGCAGCCCCGCCAUGCGCCUCUUUGGCUACAAACUGGCCAAGGAUGCCGCCUCCCUCACCAACCGCUCCAUCAGCCUUCUGGAGGAGCGGGGCACCUUCUGGGUCACGUAGAGGGCCUGGGUCACCAUGGACACCCCCCCCCACACACACCCCUAAUGGAAGGCCUGGCCGGCCUUUCU